Podarcis lilfordi (Lilford's wall lizard) is the source of this 37827-nucleotide messenger RNA. The record is from the annotation of a GenBank genome assembly. Lineage: Eukaryota; Metazoa; Chordata; Lepidosauria; Squamata; Lacertidae.
AUAUGCGGUUGCUGCCCUGCGUCCCCGUCCUUCUGCGCCUGCGCGUUAGAGGGUGGCGUGGGGAUUUGAAAAACAGAAACCCGCGUUAUUUUUUAACGGCGCGGUCGCCGUCGAGUGAGAGGAGGCGGCGGAGGAAGGAUGGCUAGCGGCGCUUUCUCCCUCGCGGUGCCAGCCGGAGAAGAGAGCAGCGAGAGCGACGACGACGGCUGGGUCGUCGGGUCCGCCGAGGCGACGCCUCAGAAGCACGUAAGGAAGGCCUGGGCCUGAGGCGCUUCCAGGAGGCACAAUUUCCUACUCAAAAGGCCCUUUGGGGUCGGUUCCCUUGCGUCCCUCUUACAGUCAUUUUAUUAUAUUCAGGUGUUUUGUGACCUGAAGCGCUCGAGGCAGAGCCCUUUUCUUUUGCCCCCCUUUGUAACUCGCACAACAGCCCUGUGAGGUAGGUUGUGUGGAGAGUUUCAUGGCCGAGGGCAUCUAUUUUGAGUGCCCAGAGUUUGCCACGGUGUUAUUUGGGGGGGCGGGGGGGUCACAAGCAGUUGCAAUUCGGAGUAGAUAGGGCCAGUGGAUAUUACAUUUUUUAAAAAAUGGGUUUUAUUGGAUUUUCAAAAUGUAAGUAACAGAGGCUAGAACAUGGGCGUCGCCUCUUAAAUCCUCCAAAAGUAUUUAAAAGCAAUAGAAACACUUAACAAGCUGAGGUUCUGUCCCUGCCCCCUCAGCAGAGACUUCCAGGUAUAGGGUGGUGUAUAAAUUCAAUAAAUAUAUAAUAAUGAAAUAAUAAAGCCUGCCCCGCCCCAACCAAAGUCUUUGGUUUUUUGUUUUACAUAUUAAAGGAAACGUCUGCGACCUUCCAAAAAAACUUAUAAAAUGUGACGUCCCACGCCGCCCCCCCCCCCAAAUCCUAGCUACGCCCAUGGGCUACAAUAGAGGAAUCAUAAAGCAAGAGAUACAGAAUACAGCUGUCGAGAAAAGUGGGCAAAUGGGUGCCACAACACAAUCAACAGAGUGCCCUUUAUAUUUCUCAUUUAUUUGCUUCAGUUGUGUCGAGGCAAUUCCAUUUAAUAAGCCUCCAAGGUGUAGUGUGCUGCUCUUUGAAAUUUGGUGUAGAGCCAGGUGUGCUUUACAAAAGAGAAAGAAAAAAAGUCAUUUUUAUUGGAUUUUCAAAUUAUAAGAAUAGAGGAAUUGUAAACCAAGAGUUCACAGAUUACAGUGGUACCUCAGGUUACAUACGCUUCAGGUUACAGACUCUGCUAACGCAGAAAUAGUGCUUCAGGUUAAGAACUUUGCUUCAGGAUAAGAACAGAAAUCGGGCUCCGGCGGCACGGCAGCAGCAGGAGGCCCCAUUAGCUAAAGUGAUGCUUCAGGUUAAGAACAGUUUCAGGUUAAGAAUGGACCUCCGGAACAAAUUAAGUACUUAACCUGAGGUAGCACUGUAUAGUACAGUGGUACCUCUGGAUGCAAAUGGGAUCGGUUCCGGAGCCCCAUUUGCAUCCUGAAGCAAAUGCCACCCGCGCAUGCGUGAUUAGCCGCUUCUGCACAUGCACGUGGCGUCAUUUUGAGCAUAUGUGCGAGCGCUCCGUUACUUCUGGGUCGCCACAGAGCGCAACCCGAAAACGCUCAACCUGAAGCAACUUCAACCGGAGGUAUGACUGUACAGUUAGCAAGAAAAGUGGGAAUGGAUGCUGUGACACAAUUCAACAGGGUGGGUGCACUUUACAUUUUUCACAUUUAUUUGCUUCUGAUGUGUCACAUAAUUCCAUAUAAUAAGCCUCCAAGGUGGACUGUGAGAAUAAAAUGGUAGUAGUGGGGUAAAGGUACCCUGCUCUUACGGGCCAUUCGUGUCCGACUCUAGGGUUGCGCGCUCAUCUCGCUCAAGAGACCGUGAGCCAGCGCUGUCCGGAGACACUUCCGGGUCACGUGGCCAGCGUGACGAAGCUGCUCUGGCGAGCCAGCACCAGCGCAGCACACGGAAACGCCGUUUACCUUCCCGCUAUAAAGCGGUACCUAUUUAUCUACUUGCACUUAGGGGUGCUUUCGAACUGCUAGGUGGGCAGGAGCUGGGACCGAAAGAUGGGAGCUCAUCCUGCCGCGGGGAUUCGAACCGCCGACCAUACGAUCGGCAAGUCCUAGGCACUGAGGUUUUACCCACAGCGCCACCCGCGUCCCUCUGUAGUGGGGAGAAUGUAUUAUAUUGUAAACGGCCCUGUUAUCCUCAGAUGAAGGGCAGUACAGUCAUACCUCAGGUUACAGUGGUGCCCCGCAAGACGAAAAACUCGCUAGACGAAAGAGUUUUCCGUUUUUUGAGUCGUUCCACAAGACGAAUUUCCCUAUGGGCUUGCUUCGCAAGACGAAACGUCUUGCGAGUUCUUGCGAGUUUGUUUCCUUUUUCUUAAAGCCGCUAAGCCGUUAAUAGCCGCUAAGCACUUAAUAGCCGCUAAGCCGCUAAUAGCCGUGCUUCGCAAGACGAAAAAACCGCAAGACGAAGAGACUCAUGGAACGGAUUAAUUUCGUCUUGCGAGGCACCACUGUACAGCCGCUUCAGGUUGCAUUUUUUCGGGAUAUGCACCUGCCAAAACCCAGAAGUACUGGAACAGGUUACUUCCGGGUUUCAGCGGUCGCGCAUGCGCAGAGGCGCCAAAUCGCACUUUGUGCGUGCGCAGACACUCCACUGUGGGUUGCGAACGCUGCGGGUUGCGAACGUGCAUCCCACACUAAUCAUGUUCACAACCCGAGCAUCCACUAUAUAGAAAUUUAAUAAAUAUUGUGUGCAGUCUUGAACUUGUUGUAGGGAGAACUUUGGAAAAAAGGUUGAAUAUAAGUGUAAAAUAACUAAAUAUUUAAUCACUAAACCAAUGUAGUAAUUUUCCUGUUUAGCAACUGGAUGACAUAUUGCAGUCAAAUGACAAAGAUGAAGCAUUGAAGAAAGCAUUGCUGGCUGGAAACUUGCCUGCUAUUGAAGAGCUUUUAAAUUCAGGUAAGAGUAAUGGAUUGUCUGUUUUAAUUUGAUGUGUGUAUAUAAAAUAGAUUUUGAAAGGUUUUCUGAUAAGUUGUUUUUACUAUAAGGUAAAUCUUUAUUCUUCACAUAGGUACGUAGAGGAAUCUUAUGAGCUCCUUUGAGUAAAUGUAAGGUCUUGCAAAAGUGCACUGGCGUUGCUCGCCUUUCUUUUAACCAAGAGCAAUUCCUCUUGAGUUCUACUGCUUCUCAUAGUCUCUUGACUUUUAUUGGUAGCCUGUUGGCCAUCAUGGCAGGCUGCUGUCAAAAGCAGGAAUGUGGAAACUUUUCGUUGCACGUGUAGCUCACCUGAUGUUUUAUGGAUUGGAACUAGAACAAAUUUCUUGACCAAUGGCUGAAAGUUAUUGGAUUUGCUGUUUACAUGUUGAAGGUUCCAGCUAUGUUCAUAAUACAGCACUUUAGAAAAUACUUUGAAAGCAAAUGAUUUGAAAAAUCUAGACUUAGCUAUUUAAUUAACAGAGAUUUUGAAAUAUUAUAUUGGGAAUGGAAGCUGUAAAAUGGGUGGAGAACCUCUAGCCUUAAGCUCACCAGGCCUCUUUAUUUGAGCCAUGAGGCCAUUUUGGUCAAGCUAUGCCCACCUGUCCAUUAUAUAUGAUGUCAGGUGUGGAGCGGGUAAAGAUUUGAUUAAAGGUGGUUUGGAGGCACCUGGCAAUCAUUUGCAAAGCAUUCCACAAGGCCUGCCUAUUGGCUGACAGUUGGCACUUCUUCUGCACAGUUUGGUUUCAAAUUGUGCAGGCAGAAAAGGGCCACCUGGCAUCACUGUGAUGUCUGGUGAUUAGCAGGUGGGCAAUUCCACUCAUCAAUUCUGGCCCACAUGUGUGGAAUUGAAUGCUCUGUCCCGUUGACAGAUUCAGUUCCCCACUCCUGCCACAAAAAAUAAUUUUGAGCUAUCAGGUUAAAAUAACCUGACUUCAGGAAAUACUUUUUUAAAAAAGUCAUUGAACGUGUUUCAAGUGCUGAGUGCUUUGCCUAUGUGCCAUGGGCACGCACAUUAGUAAGCUACAGGUGGCAAUGGAUUUCCAUUAUGUGUGGUGAAAUAGACAUACAUACUUAUUGAUCUAGUAGGGUACAUGCAGUUUUCUGCAUAAAUGUGAUAGUCAUUGUGAUAGCCAAGUGGUGUUCCAUCUCUGGGACGCUACUUUAUACAAACUAGAAUUAUGAAAAACUGUAGUAAAGAUGGUUAGAUAGAUUUAUAGAAUUUCCAAAAAUGUUACUACUGCUACUCAUAUAUUUAAAUACAUUUUCAAAAUGUAGUCAGUUUCUUGCUUUCUCUUUAUCUCCUCCUCUGUCUUGAAUAGGCUGCAGUCUAUGCUUGCUUAUUUGGGACUUGUUUCUGAAUAGAUAUGCAUAGAACUGGACUGUAAAAGUAUCAAGUACUGAUUUUACCAAGUUACUCGGUUUUUGAAGACAAAGCCCCACAAAAAUUUUAAAAAUACUGGGGCAUGAUUGCUGUUGAUAUGUGUGUUUUCUUUAUUGUGAAUCAAGAUUACAUUGUAGAAAUUAACACACCAGCAAAUGCUGAGAAGUCUUCGUAAUUCUGAAUUGCUAAUGACUGAAUCCAGUAAUUCUGGGGUAUUGCAACAUAAGUUAGGAAUGAUGUAUUAACCUGUUAUCAUACUUCUUCCCAAGUGUCAAAAAUGUUGAAAUAUUCUAAGAUAAGAGUUUUUUUCAUGGAACUUUAUCUUAAUCUCCUAAGGUACUACUUCACCUUUUCAACUUGAGGGCUUUCUAUCCAUAAAAAUAGCAGCUUUCUUGUAAGUAAUGACUUCUCAGCCAAUAAAUACUCUUAGUCCAAUAAGAGAAGAUAAAGAGAUUACGUAACUUUCUCCUCUUCUAUGCUGACUUCAAGCUUUAUUUGUGGACCAUUUUCUUCAUAGCGUCAAAGCCUAGCUAGUCAAACAAAAGAUGCUGGUACAUUUUGGAACACGACUAUUAUUUCUACUAGCUUGUAGAAAUAACAUGAAGAGAGCAAAGGUUCUCAAGGAGCUCAGCAACUUUCUAGUGAUUGUCCAAAUGAUUGUGAAAUAUGAGUGCAUAUGACUAUGUGCAAGUGGCCUAGGGCACUAGUCCUCAACUAGUGCGUCAAGACCCAGUACUGGGCCUUAGCCUGACCUAAUGUGAAUCACAGAAGCAGCACUGCCACCAAACAAAUCCCCAAAUGCACAUUGGGUUACAGGUGGGUCUCUGGUCUGAAAAAGCUGAAGUUCUUCAGCUGUUGGUCCUCAGAUGUUGUCAAAGAACAAUGCCCAUUAUUCCCAACUGGCUGAGCAACAAUGGUCAGGGUUGAUGGAAAUUGUAGUCUAACAACAUCUGGGGACCAAAGGUUGAAGAAAGCUGGUUUAGAAUCACCUUGUAUAUCAAACUAGAAAAGUUGCUUCCAUGAUUUAUCUGUCUUAUUUAUUUAUCUAUCUGUCUAUCUAAUUGCGUUCUACUAAGCUGGCCGAUGGAUGAGGGACAAAAGAGUUUUGCCUCUGCUGGUCUGCUUCAUUUCUGUGCUAGCCAUGGAGGUGGGCAUAUUGCUUCUUGCAUGGUCAUCCUGGAAACCAGGGAGGUUUGAUGAGGAGAGACAGGGUCUGUCACCUGCUACCCCUUGUGCUCACCUUCAUGGAAUUAGAAUAGAGAUACAAGGAUGAUCCAGAGAAAAUAGCUAUAGAUCUCUGUACCUAAACCCCUUAGUAAAAGUGAUUUAAAGAUUAUUUUUUGUUAAGUUUUAUGUGGAGGAUUCCAUGUGGCUAAAAUGUUAUUUUUGCUGGUUCCUGCAGGUAAUUAGUAUUUAACAUUUAUAAAGUAUCUGUAAUUUUCUAAGUGAUUAUAAAUGAGUAAAUAAAAAAUAAGAGAGUGUCUGCUUCCACAGUCACAGUGUAAAUGCACAAUGCAAAAAGGAAUGGAUGGAAGAAAGCUAGCAUUGGAGCAGGUUCUUCUACAUUAGCUGAUUGGUGCGGCCAGAGUGAUCUCCCCCUUACCAUGCUGAUCUUCGUAGGAGACAGGAUGUGCUGCCCAGAUCACCUGACUGGUGGCAGAAUCCAGACAAUGUCUCAAAUUCUAUUGUGCCAGGCAAUGUAAUCUGAUGAGUUGAAUUUUAAUAACACCUUGAGAGAUCUAGAAUACCAAGUGCUGCCAGUGAUAUAAAAAUGUGACUUUGUUUUCAUACUUGCAAUAGCGGAGAUGGGUAAGGUCAGAUCCUGGGGGCACUCUCACCUGAGCUUUUGUCAGGUGUUCUUGCUGCUAUUGCUCUGGGCAAAGGGUAGAGUUCUGAGACAGUGGAGUAGAUAAUGAUGCAUAACAGGGGUGGGGAACCUCUAGCCCUCCAGUUGUUGUUCUCCAGGUCCCACCAACCCUAGCCAGCAUUGCUAGUGGUCAGGGUUGAAGAGAGUUGUAGUCCAGCAAAAUGUGAGAGAGGGCACAGGUUCUAAUACAUAAAGUCUUUUCCCCAGCCUUCUUGAUAAUAGUAUUAGGAAAGGCAAAAUAUUGGGGCCAGAUAUUCUUCAGAGUACUUUCCCUGCUCCAACAGGUAUUUCAACCACCUCUACUGCCAUUGAUCUCUGCAUCUAAAGACUGCAUACUGAAUGGCUUUUGCCGAGCUCUGGAAUUUGUAUCUAAAGUCUCUGAAGAGAGUAGUACAAUGUAUGAGUCUCUGUUUUAUUAACUGUGUAUACUCUUGCAUAUAUAAAAUCAUUGCAGGUGUAAGUGUGGAUUCUACUUUUAAGUUUGGAUGGACUCCUCUGAUGUAUGCUGCAAGUGUCUCAAAUGUGGAACUCAUGCAAAUCCUUCUGAACAGAGGUUCAAAUGCAAGCUUUGAUAAGGGUAAGCCUUAGUAAAUCAGCUAUUCUUAUAAGCAUUUGUUUUAGGACUUCAGGUAUGCAGGUGGAAAUCCAGCAGGAGUGUGGGGGCUAUCCAGUGUAUUGUACAGAAUGUUACAUGUAUGUUACAUCUGUCUGCCGGACAGAAACUCUGGGUGUGUGCUCGGUACAAUGAGCGCCUCAUUUUUUGUUCUUUUGAGGCCAAAGGCAGAGAGGUUGGUGGAUGAGGCCUUCAGAGACAUGAUAGUGAUAUCCCACUCCCAGGGUUGACACUUCCUCCACUGUCAUGGUGAGUGAGACUGGAAACCCAGUCAGAUGAGUGGGGUACAAAUAAUAAAAUUGUAUUAUAUUUCAGGGAAGGAGGGAAUCUAGUUCCAAUAUGGGAUGAGGGUGAAAAAGUUUGAUUGCCCAAAUGGGGAAAGGGCAGAAGUAGGCAUUGAAAAUGACAGCAGUUCAAGGAGUCUGGAGUGCUGUAACUUAAAAACACACAUAUCAGAAAUAUUUGGAAAAUUUCAUUUCAUUAGGAAGGGGUGUUGAAAAACCAGCCAAAGCUGGAAAGAGGCACCUCUCGACACUGAUGCUACCUGCUUAUCUGACAAGUGCCAUAUAAUGGAGUACCCUCUAAGCUAUAAAUCUGAUUUUAUCCAAAACUGGUUGUAAACACAAGGACAAAAAACUAUAUGGAGUAUUUUAACAUAUUUAUGGUUGUUCAGGUACAAUAAAAGAACAUAGUUUUAAGUAAGUAUUAAAUCUAGCAACCUGUAGUUGAGUUUAAAUAUGCAUUUAAAGUUUACACUUUACAUUUCAAAUUGAGACCAGUAGGAAAUUUCCCUUGAAAUUUAAACAAAUUUAAUGUUAUGAAUUCUCCAUUUCCAAUUAAAUGCAGUUGGUGCUUUCUGUGUGUUGUGCUUGUAACGAGCAUUGGUCUUUGCACAUUUUUUUUACCGUGUCUGGUUAUUGUGUUUUAUUAUAGGAAUCAUUGAUUCUUUGUAUAAUUUACAUUUAGAUCAAUAUACAGUAUUGAUGGCUGCAUGUACAGCACAUACUUCAGAAGAGCAGAUUUUAAAGUGUGUAGAACUGCUUCUCUCAAGAAAUGCUAACCCUAAUGCUGCUUGUAGGUAAGCAAACAACAUUGUCUCCAAAUUUCUGACUUAUAGUCAUUUUUAAUUGAACUUGUUCUGUCAUGUUUACUACCAAUAGAUAACUUUUGAGUAGGUCUUUGGCCUUCACUCUCUGAUAUGUACUACCAAUGUUUCUGUUUGCUGACAGCGCCUUAUGUGGGUACUGUUUUCUCCUAAACCUUUUCUCCUCUUCUGAAGUAGCCCUCCAAAUGGUUUUGUAAUAUUUGUUAACUAUUUGCAUUGAGAAACUCGAUAAAAGAUUUGAACUUACUUCAUUGUAUUGGCUAAACUUUGCUGUUGAUCCAGUAAGCAAACUAAUUUUUCAGCAUGCAGUGUUUUGCUGCAGAAGAACAGGUUUGAUUGAGGACUAGAAGCUCAAUGUAUUUUGAAUGUUACAUCCACUUACAAUGUUCGUUGUGUGGAAGAUAUUUCUUUCAGAGCUGCUGCUUUCUAGUUUCUCAAAUACUAUAAAAACACUAUCUUGUGCAAUUUUCCACUCCUCUUGAAAAGUAAACUAUUUUCCUAAGCUAAAUAGUUAUAACAUUGGCAGUGACAAUAUCUUAGACCUGAGGAGUGAACAUUUUCUAUAACUGUUCCACUAAAGCAGAAAUAGCGCUCCAGAUGUUUUUGUACCAAAACUCCCCUCAUCCUUGACUGCUGGCUGAUGGGGGUUGGAGUCCAGCAACAUCUGGACAGCUACCCCUGUUUUAAAGCCUUCCAUGACUCACCACUGUAUUUUGAAAAGAAUCUUACAUUUACUUAACAGUGGUACCUCGGGUUACAUACGCUUCAGGUUACAUACACUUCAGGUUACAGACUCCGCUAACCCAGAAAUAGUGCUUCAGGUUAAGAACUUUGCUUCAGGAUAAGAACAGAAAUCAUGCUCUGGCGGCGUGGCGGCAGCAGGAGGCCCCAUUAGCUAAAGUGGUGCUUCAGGUUAAGAACAGUUUCAGGUUAAGAACGGACCUCCGGAACGAAUUAAGUACUUAACCCAAGGUACCACUGUAUUAAUUUCCACUAGUUUUCAGGCAUCUUGGAGACUGUUGUCAGGCAGGAUAUAAAUAUUAGUGUAUUUGUUUGGUAUGGAAAUCUCCCAUCUGUUCAGAGCUUAUCUCUUGCUGGACACAGCCAAUUCGCUCGCCUUGCAAGAAAGUCCACUAAUGUUAUGAGACUUCAAGAUUGCACUAACCUUUCUGCCCACAUGUACACAUGUACUGUCAUUUGCAGUGAGUCAGAAGUGAGGAAGGUGGAGAGACAAUUUUUUCCCUUCCAAUUUAUAAAUAUUUCCCUGCCUACUUUCAUGACAGUGAUACCUCCUUAUCACAGCUUACCAGGCAAUUGACUAGUUCUUGGUGUUAACAAGCCCUCAUUCACACUGACCCACAUUGGUACAAUGGUACCUCGGGUUACAAAUGCUUCAGGUUACAGACUCCGCUAACCCAGAAACAGUACCUCGGGUUAAGAACUUUACUUCAGGAUGAGAACAAACAUUGCUGCGCAGUGGGAGGCCCCAUUAGCUAAAGUGGUACCUCAGGUUAAGAACAGUUUCAGGUCAAGAACGGACCUCCAGAACGAAUUAUGUUCUUAACCAGAGGUACCACUGUAGUUGAUUAUCUGUAACACUGUUUUAUUAUCUACCCACUGCUGAGGAGAACUUUACACAAUCAGAAAUCCAAGGGAGCAAGGGAAUAGUAAAAUUCUUUCUACUCUGUGGAUGGACAAUACAGGUGACCAUGUGGUUAUGUGCUUACUAUAGUAAACAGUUACCUUUUGUUAAAUGCUCUUUUUUCGCCCCAAUCCCCCAAACCACAGAGGCUUAUUCUCUUGGCUGUUCAGUGGCUUCUGGGCAGUGAUAGAUUUCCUUUGGGAAAAAGUACCCCAGCCCGCUGAGACCUUUAAUGCCCACCCAUCACCACCUGGACUCCACCCUAAUAUUAGCAUUGCCAGACCUCUCCAAGAGCACCUUUUUGUUGCUGGUAAGAUUCUCUGUAAGCAGUAGGUUUGGUAACUGGUCAUGGACGGUUUGGGUAUCGAGGCCUAACUUGCCUUCCCUCCGUUGUUGUCUCCUCUUUGAACUUGAGGAGCAUGCACUCAGAGUCUCUGUCUUCAUUUUCCCCUGAAAGAGCCUCAAGUAGUGGCUGUUUUACUUAGGGCAUCUUUGGCAUUGUAGAUACUUUAUUGGUCCAAAUAUAAGCCACACUUUUUUCCCCAAAUUCUGACCAUGAAAAGUUAAAGUGCGGCUUAAAUUCAUGACCUGACAAAAAUGGGCUUUUACGAUAUCGCUCCCGUCUCGUCCACAGCUCCCCCAGCCUCCCCCAAAGCUGGUUAGGAAAGAACGUGGGGGAGGGGGAAGACCGCUGGCACCGUAGCACGGUUUCCCCUCAGCCCGUGAUGCUGCCAGGAAUGCGGGGAAGCAGCCCCUGCCCACAGCUUCCCCACCCUUCCCCCUCCGGCCGGGAAAGGGAGGAAGCAGGGAAGGGGGAAGGCUCCCCCCCUGCCCAGUAUGCAGCCAGGAGCACAAGACAAACACACUAGGAGCAUGGGAAAGCAGUGCUUGCCCCGCGCAUAGUCCUCCGUCCUCUCCCCCAAGGCUAGGAAGGAGGAAGCCAUCAGCAACGCAGCGCCCGCCCGCCCAGAAUGCAGCCGGGGGUGUGGGCAAACUGCCAGGAGUGUGGGGAAGCAGCGCCCGCCCUGCAUGCAGUCCCUAGUCCUCUCUCCCCAGGUUGGGAAGGGGGAAAACCACCAGCAACGCUGUGUGGCUCCCCCUGCCCAGCAUGCAGCCAGGAGCGUGGCAAGCGGCACCAGGAGCGUGGUGAAGCGGCGCCCGUCCUACCCGAGGGACAUACUACGGGUCCUCUUUACUUUAGUACCCGUAGGAUUUUCUUCUACAUUUGCCAUUUACCGAUGUGGUUGCCUGUGAAAUUUUAAGGGAGCGCCUUCGGGUAUUCCCCCCCCCCCCUGAAUUUUAAAGCUGCUGCUUAUUUGCGGGUGCAGCUUAUAUUUGGGCCAAUAUGGUAGCUGUUGUCUGGCCUUAGCACCAUUUCUCAUUGCUCAGGUGCACCAUCCAAGAUGCAUCUGGGGAGCCCCAAAGUGUGCUGCACCCUUUCCAGCUUCACUCCCAUGACCAGAAAACAGGCAUUGUUCGGUCCCUGCUCCUGCCAACCUAGCAGUACUCUGUAUUUUCAGUGCAAAUUUCAAGUAAAUGGGUAAUGGGGACCGUGUAUGGCUUUUUGUUGUUGUUGAUAGCUUGGUUAAUGUUUGAGAUUUUUAUCUAGUUACUUAACACAUUAAAAUUUAACAGAAUAUAUUUAUUGUUGCUGAUAGUAUCAUGCCAGCUCUACUGUGUUAUUUCAGUGGCCUUGGUUUUAUUAUAUGAUAGUUAACUUUGUUUAAUGACACAUCUAACUACAUCUAUAUAGCCUGGGAAAAGUGUUGCAUUUAUCUUUUAGGUAAUAAAUCCUACUAUCAAUGACACCAAAGCAGAAAUACAGAACAGUUAUCAUAGUAUACGUCUUUAAUCUGCUCCCUAGAAGAAAAAUAUCAGCCAUAAGUUUGAAGGGUUUAAACAAUACUACAUGUAUUUAAUCUUGUUACCUUUUUAGAGUUCCUUAUUCAUGAUAUGUAACCUCUGGAAUCAAUACAUAAAUUCUUAAAUCCAUUCGAUGUACAUAAAUGUCAUGUGGGAGAGAAUUCUAACGUGUUCUCCCUCCCUAUUGAACUUGAGUCAACCCAUAUUACUCAAGAGUCAACCCCCCUUUUAGAGGGUGACUAAUUGCAGAAUUAGUCCCCUCCUGGCAAAUAGAAGGGGAAGAAAUUGAGGCAGUGAGAGAUUUUACUUUCUUGGGCUCCAUGAUCACUGCAGAUGGUGACAGCAGUCAUGAAAUUAAAAGACGCCUGCUUCUUGGGAGAAAAGCAGUGACAAACCUAGACAGCAUCUUAAAAAGCAGAGACAUAUAGCCUGGGAAAAGUGCAUAUACCUUGCCGACAAAGAUCCGUAUAGUUAAAGCUAUGGUUUUCCCAGUAGUGAUGUAUGGAAGUGAGAGCUGGACCGUAAAGAAAGCUGAUCGCCAAAGAAGUGAUGCUUUUGAAUUCUGGUGCUGGAGGAGACUCUUGAGAGUCCCAUGGACUGCAAGAAGAUCAAACCUAUCCAUUCUUAAUGAAAUCAGUCCUGAGUGCUCGCUGGAAGAACAGAUCCUGAAGCUGAGGCUCCAAUACUUUGACCACCCCAGGAGAAGAGAAGAUUCCCUGGAAAAGACCCUGAUGUUGGGAAAGAUGGAGGGCACAAGGAGAAGGGGAUGACAGAGGACGAGAUGGUUGGACAGUGUUCUUGAAGCUAUGAACAUGAGUUUGACCAAGCUGCGGGAGGCAGUGGAGGACAGGAGUGCCUGGCGUGCUCUGGUCCAUGGGGUCACGAAGAGUCGGACACGAUUAAACGACUAAACAACAACAAAUUGCAAAAUAAAAAUGCUUUGCAGACAGAUUCUGCAAGGAUCCUCACUGCCUAAUGCCACACCCUGAUUGGGCCCCCAAUAUUGUUUCCUUAAUGCUUAACUUAGAUGCUCAUCAGGCUCUCAGCCUUCAUAAAGCUACAUUACAGCACCUGAUAGGAGCCCUCCUCUAUACAGUAUAGUACUUUGAGUCAGAAUGAAUUCAUAGAGAACGGGCAGAGCACAGCACAUAUCUGAGUGGCAGUACUAUAAAACAAUGGCUAUUGAUAUCAAUGAAACUUGGUACAUUAUUUGCAGGGAUCUCUUGUGCCAUCUUAGUUCUUUUGAGUUCGCAAAGAAAACAUUUCUUUUUGUGUAGUUUCCAUUGCUUUAUUGAUAAUGCUGAACUAUUUUAUCACUGGAGCUGAGCCAAUAACACUUAACUGUUGGAACCUUUGGGCUUAGUAUUGAACUUGAAAGAGUGUUAAUCCUCUUCGGUUAUAGGUUACAAGUUCUCCAAAAAGGGAGCUUCCUUUCUUCUUCGCUUUCAGAUUGUGCAUCUACUUCACAUGCAGAAGCAAUUCAAAGGGAAAAGGGAGACAGACAGACAGACAAACUACAAAGUAUGUGGUAUAGUGAUAUUUGGCUUGUUGUCUUGAUUGAGCCUAAAAGAAAUUCUUGUGUGUUUGUUCGCAGUUAAGUGUCAAUUAAAUAUUUUCCUUUAAAUUGCUUCUUUGUAACUUUGAAAGCUGUUCUACUGCAUAGUUAUUUUUCACCUUUCUUGAACAUACAGUAAAUGGGGUCUGCACUGAGAGACAUCCCAGGCAUAAUACGUGAUGACUUCAAAGUUGAAAAGAAGAGGUUUCUUUUUUUUGUCAACCUGGAAAUCAUCUGUGAUGUGAGAUAAAUUUUACCUAGCAAUAAAACAUUUAUCAUAGAUGUGUAAAUUCUAUUGUAAUAACAAUAGACAUUUAAUACAUUACCUUCAUUCCUGAAGACCCCUAAUCAAUCCAUGAAUAGCUACCUAAAUUUGAGAUUGAAAUCUUGUCGCUCAUAACUUUUUUUCUUACUUUUUAAGAUCAGUGACCCAGUUAGUAUGUAAAAAUAAGCCAAACCACGGCUAAGUAUGAACACACAAGUGUGCAGGUUCUCACAACAAAAAGUGUGACCGCUUCAUUCCUCCCCUAGUCUUGCUUCUGGCACGCUACCCAGAGCUAAGCCAUGGAUUAGUGUAUUGCUACAUAUGAACCCAGACAAACCACAAUCAAUAAGCCAAGAACAAAAUAGUUCAUGAUUUGUCUGGAGCAAGAAAAUCACAAACCCUCGUUCAGAUGUAAUGCUGAAGCCAAACCAUGUGUAUGUCAAUUUGCAAGUCACCCAGGAAACUCUCAUUAAAAUUCAAACAAAACAGGGAAGUCAGUGGAACCUACUCACAAACUAAACUUGAGUUGGAUUGUCUUUAAAAGGAGGCCCAUGAAAUUUGUGAGUAGACUUGAAUGGGACCUCCCUGCUCCAUUUGGUUUUUGUGUCUUCCAGGUGAAGUGCAAACUUACUUAUUACAAACUUCCAUUUGUAAUAGUUGCCUGGUUGCCAGACUGAAAAGUCCUGUAGUAAUCUACUAAAUUACUUAGCUUCAGGAAUACAUUUUAGAAAUUGUCCCAAAUGUGAAAAAUGAAAAGUUGCAGAACAUUCUGCAAAAUUUGCUACCAUACUUGUCUAGCAUCUGUUGCCAUCUUGUGGUGGAACUGUUAACUCUCUACAGAAUGAAAAUAUUCUGAGGGUAAAAAAAUGCACCCCUCCCCAGUGCUUGACCUAAAUCUGCUUGCCUUUGGAGGCCAUUGUCCUUUACCAACGUUCAGUGGAUACAUGGAUGGUUGUGUUCCAUCUUUCUUGAAAUUCUAGUUAAUAUUUGAAAGCUCAUAGUUUGCAUUGGUUUUCUUUGUACAUAGUUCCUUUGAGUCGCUUCAAGGUUCUCUUCCUUUGACUAUGGUACCAACAAGUGAUACAAUGCCUUAUCAGAUGACGUUUUAUACUAUCUUCAAGUAGACUAGUAUUACAUCCCACUGUUGGGAUGGUGAGUCAUUCCUAUGCGUAACAGUUCCUAUUGUUUAUUGUUCAGCUUCAUUUUAUUGUUAGUAGCUGACGUCUCAAGUAUAUUGCAGCAGCUUAAAAGGCUUACUAAGAGCAUAAAACCUGCUGGAUCAGACUAAAGGUUUUAUCAGUACAUAACAUCCUGUUUUCUUUAGUGGUUAGCCACAUUAGCCAUAUUUAUGGGAAACCUAUUUUUCAUGACUUGGCUAAUCUUAUUUUAAAGCAAUUUAACCCUGUUUCCCUCUACAUCAUAUGGCAGUGAAUUCCAUAAGGUGAUUAUAUGCUUGCAUGAAAAAGUACUUUGUAUGCUGAAUGUACAAAUCUGCCUUAGACUAAGUCAGACUACUCACUCUCCCACCUAGCUCUGUAUUUACUAAUGUACAGGCACCUUCCCAUUUGUGCACUGUCAACAUAUGUGCGGCCUCUGACAUGUGCAGCAUUUUUGACAAAGAAAAACAUAAGCAAUACCACACCUUGUAUGCCAAAUCCAUGCGAUCUCUAAUAAUGAGAAAGGUUUCACAUAAUAUAGUACAGCUGAACGUUCGAAGCCAACAUAAGACCACAACUGUGUUGGUACUCCAGAAUCAAAUAGGGAUCAUUUUGGGUUGAGAUCAUGCCACAGCAUUAUUGGAAUUGUAUUAUAUAAAAUACCAACUUGGUGGCUACCUAUGGGGUUACUGCAGAGACAAAAGAUCAAGGAAAAACUACAGUCUGAAAAUUAUUGUUUGUUUAAUACAAAUGCCACUCCUGAGGGCAUUGUAGGAAGGAAGCUGUCAUUUAAAACAUCAAUGUUGUUUAGUCGUUUAAUCGUGUCUGACUCUUCGUGACCCCAUGGACCAGAGCACGCCAGGCACUUCUGUCUUCCACUGCCUCCCGCAGCUUGGUCAAACUCAUGCUGGAAGCUUCACGAACACUAUCCAACCAUCUCGUGUGGUGUAGUGGUUAAGAGCGGUAGUCUCCUAAUCUGGGGAACCGGGUUCGCGUCUCCGCUCCUCCACAUGCAGCUGCUGGGUGACCUUGGGCCAGUCACACUUCUUUGAAGUCUCUCAGCCCCACUCACCUCACAGAGUGUUUGUUGUGGGGGAGGAAAGGAAAGGAGAAUGUUAGCCGCUUUGAGACUCCUGAAGGGGAGUGAAAGGCGGGAUAUCAAAUCCAAACUCUUCUUCUUCGUCCUCUGUCGUCCCCUUCUCCUUGUGCCUUCCAUCUUUCCCAACAUCAGGGUCUUUUCCAGGGAGUCUUCUCUUCUCAUGGGGUGGCCAAAGUAUUGGAGCCUCAGCUUCAGGAUCUGUCCUUCCAGUGGGCACUCAGGGCUGAUUUCCUUAAGAAUGGAUAGGUUUGAUCUUCUUGCAGUCCAUGGGACUCUCAAGAGUCUCCUCCAGCACCAUAAUUCAAAAGCAUCAAUUCUUUGGCGAUCAGCCUUCUUUAUGGUCCAGCUCUCUCCAUACAUCAAUUCCAAAACAUCAAUAGUGGUGAGGUAAAACAAAACUGAAUCAGGAAGUGGUCGUGUUGGAUUGAUAACCUAAAAAUGUAAGAAGCCCACAAGUGUAUAAAGAUCUGUUGCGUAAGUAGGUACCAAGCAUUAGAUUUAGAAUAAAUCUGCACUGCUAUGUCCUGAACAAGUAGAGUGUAUCAUGAGUUUGGAAAUAAGUUUUCUAGGCUUAUGGCUAGAAAAGCGAGCGUAAUCAAGUGGCUAGAAUAGUAGAUGACAAAGGUGGGAUUCAUUAUGACUCAAAUCUCCAAUGACUGCUCCUUUGUCUCCAUCCUACAUUGUUUCAUGUUUCAGACUUCAUGAUAGAUCACUAAAUCACAAUGUUUAGCUGGUGAUAUAUCACGAUGCUGAGAACCAGAUAUCACCUAGUCCUAGGUGCUUUCCUAAGGUAAAUAAUAUUGGGGAAGUGACAUUAAUAUUGAGACUUGUUUUGUACUUCGGGAAACUGGUGGUGACUGGAGUGGAUUAGGGAUGGGGUACUGGAUCUAGCUGUUCGCCCAUGCUCAGCAGGUCAUUUUGACAAGUGAGUUGAAACGUAUGCCCCCUUUUUUUUCCUUUGUAGCUAUCUAGGUGAUUCACUUUUCCUUUGUAAUUAGAAAGGAAGCUCCAAGCCCAGCCAAGUGGUUACUGUUGAUCAGUACUGAUGUCAGGGUCUAGUUUUGCAGGGAUUGGCUGUACUGCUGAGUUCUCCAGUGACCUUGGUUAGCACCUAUUAGGUGACAGGCAGUACCUUCAAGCCCCACAUUCUGCUGAACUUGGCUAUGCUACAGAAUCCCCUGGGGAACUGAUACCAACUGAUUGGUGGUGACAGCAAGCUUCUCUUGCCAGUGCACAAUCCAAAAUACACCUUAAGGCUCAUAAUUAUACCUUAGCAGUGAUGUGUCUCGCAUAGGCCAUCAGGUGUGGGGCAUGUGGGAAAAGUUUUGGGGAAACAACCUUGUGGACGAAAUCGGGAGCUUCUCUGGACCUGAUUUGGCCUACAAACCGAAGGUACACCAUACUUGGGCUAGACAAUUUUUAAGUGCCUUGUAGUAUGUGCGGUGAUGUGGGUUUUGUGGAGAUUUUUGAACUGGAAAAUUUUGCAGAACAUUUUCUUGCACAGUGUUCUUAAAUUGCUCUGGAGAGUCAUCUAAUUUAUCGUAUUCAUCUUCCUUCUGUUUAGUUAACAAAGAUAAAAUUUUGAAAUGGCCAAACUUUCAUAAUGCAUCAUUUGAAAUGACAACCCAUGCCUUCAUUGUUAAUGAACUUAGGAAAUGGCUAUUUCCUCAAAGCAUUUGUGUAUUUCAAAUGUACUUGAAGGUACAUUUGAUCCAGCCAAGAUCCAAACUUACAUUGGUGUAAUCCUAUUUAUUUUUAACAAUGAGAUGAUAUCAUUGUAACUGAUGAGGGGUCAUUUUGAAUUCUUACGACAAAUGCUAUGGUUCAACUAUUUGCUCUUCUGUGGAUAAGCGUUUUCUUUUUCUGUGGUACAUGUUUUGAUAAAUCAAGAAUAGGAUUGUGACCUUUUCCCUAUUUUCUCUUAUAAAUGUUACCUGGGAAUGAAGACUUGAGCAAGUCCAUUUGAUAGCAUUUUUGAAAGAAGUGCAGCCUCUAGUGGUUUGUAAGAUGGUUAACAAGCCAUGCUGUGUUUUUUUAUAUGUAAUUCCAUGAAAAUGUUAAUAUACAGACCCAUUUUUCAUUGUCAUAUAUAAUUAACCUAUACUAUAUUAUUUUAAAUAUAAUUUCCCAUAGUUUCAUUAUCUGGCAACAGUCUUCCAAAAUAGCAUUCUACACACAAGAAAACCAAACAAAAGCAUGGCACACAAUAUGACUCAGAAUUUCUCUUAUUUCCCCCCCUAAAGUUCAAUUAAAGACCUUUCCAAGAAAAUAGACAAUAGGUUAAUGACCUUUAUUGUAUUGAUAGUUGACAAGAAAUUUUACAUUAGGAAUAAAAGCAGAUGAGCUUAGGAUAAUAAAACUCAAAUGUGUUACAUUGGUCACAAAAACACACACUCCCCUUCCCCACAUAAAUGAAAAGAAAAACUCUAUAUGUUUUAAGUUUAUUCUCCUUUUUGAUGAUCUUAACAUUAAGAAAACGUGAUUAUAUGUUACUUUAAAUGUAUUUUGCAUGCAACAUUUAUUGUGAUCAUUGUAACACUGCAAUGUGCAACUUGCAUAAUAUCAGCAGAUGUGGGGCGGGGAUUGAUUGUUUAGCACUGGGUCCCUGUGUUGUGCAAGGCUCCUGACAACCAGCUGGUUGUUGUGUGCUUUUGUAGCUGCACAAAACAGUUUUGGUCAAGCCCUGCUCUUACUUGCAUGAUAUCAGGUGUUGAGUGGGUAACCCUGGCUUCAUAGGACAAAUGUGGAUGCCUGGCAGGCCAAGAUUGGCCCAUGGGCUAGAGCAGUGAUGGCGAACCUUUUAGAGACAGAGUGCCCACACUGCAACCCCAAACCCACUUUUUUAUCGCAAAGUGCCAGCACGGCAAUUUAACCUGUAUAUCUCAUUUUUUUCUGCGUGUUUCAUGUUUCUUCUUUAUGACUGCUGUUGUAAUAAAUAGUCAUUCGUAAAAGUUAUUGCAUUACAUUUUUCAUUAAAUUAUCUUUCCAUUGGUAAAUAAUUUUAUGGUAUAACUGCUUUUUUAAAAAAAAAAAAGUUUAGGGGUAUUCUCAUUUUGACUCAAGAAAAUCACCGGGGCGGGGGGGAAGAAAUACAGUUCAAAUUGGGGAAAAUAAAUACAGUUAAUUUCUUCUGUGAAAUUCACAAAACGUUUAGGAGUAUGCGUACCCCUGCAUCCCCACAGAAAAAAAAGCACUGGUAUUACUCCAAAACAAAGCAGUGUUAGGAGCUAUCAAACCUCGGAAAUACGUUUUUUCCAGAAGGUUCCACAAUUCUGGCCAUUGGUGUACACUGGCGGGUUGUACUAAGAGCCACCCUCCCAAUUUUUAAUAUGAGAUAAGAAUGAUUGCGUGCGCACAUACAAAUACAGUGGUACCUCUGGAUGCGAACGGGAUCCGUUCUGGAGCCCCGUUUGCAUCCUGAGCAGAACACAACCCAUGUGCGCAGGUCGCGAUGCGCUACUUCUGCACAUGCACGUGACGUCAUUUUGAGCGUCUGAGCAUGUGCGAGUGGUGAAACCCAGAAGUAACCCGUCCUAUUACUUCCGGAUCGCCGCAGAAUGCAACCUGAAAAUGCUCAACUUGAAACUACUUUAACCCGAGGUAUAACUGUAAAUAUAAAUAAAUAAAUAAACCUAGCCAGAUGGACGGGGUAUAAAUAUUAUUAUUAUUAUUAUUAUUAUUAUUAUUAUUAUUAUUACUAUUACUAUUAUUAUUAUUACCCGUUUCUUUGGCUGCUGUUUGAUCUCAGCCUCCACAGAAUGAAUUUCUCCGUUGGCUUCCACGGGAAAGCCCAGCGAACAUGUAAACCCAGCAGCCCCUUCUUAGGUUGCUGUCUUUAUAUGAUUACUGACCUGGGAGUUAAACCCUGCUGAACUCAAAACAGCUUACUCCUGAUUAGGAAAAACAGACUGGCAGGAGGCCCUGGCGUAUCAAAAGUCAAUGCCUGCUCAGCCCCUCACUCGCUUGCUUGCCAGGCCCUGGUGCCGCAGGUUUUGGAUGAUGCAAGAGCCCUCCUCUCCUCCUCCCCCACCCCUGGCACAGAAACGACAGCCCUGCUGGGGCGACAGCACGAGUGCCCUCUCUGGCACAAUGUGCCAUAGCUUCGCCAGCACUGAGCUAGAGGUUUCCCUCCCGUACUCUAGAGCCGUGGUUCCUAACAGGGGGCACAUGCCCCACAGGGGGCAAUUUGAUUUUUAAGGGGAGCAAUUCGAGAAUGAAAUGACUUUUUGGACUUCCUCCAUGUGAAUAGGAGUUUGCUUUUUGAAUAAUAAGAAUUAUACGUCAUCAGGAUUUUAGAUGAUUUUAGAGAUGCCUAGGUGGGGUAUGACCAAAAAACAAAAGGUUGGGAACAACUGUUCUAGAGACACAAAAAUUCCUCUCCGGAACUGGUCUCUUGCCUCACCUCAGGGAACAGUAUAACCAUGUAAAAGGGUGAAGUGUAAAUGACCGUUUAACAAAAUUUAAAAUGAGUACCACAAACAAAGAAAAUAAUGUCUCUAUGGGAAAUGUGAUUAUUCUGAAAUAAAAUGCAGAAGCAGUAACAGCCCCUGAAAGUCAGUUGGCAACUUGGUUAUUGUUGAGUUUAAGAUUGAGAAAUUGAAAAGAAAAUUCGUUGGUGAUGCUGUAAGAUAUUUAUCAGUAUGAAAUCCUUUUCAUAAAAAGGGCUUCUGUGACAUUUGUCUUACCUGCAAAUGGUGAUAAAUGUUAGAUUGAAAAUAAACAAAUCAGAGUGUUGCUACAGCUAAGUGUAACUUGCUUUGAACUUUACAACUUCCCACGUGGACUUGAUGCUGACCUGCAACUUGUGAAUGCAUAGUAAAGUGCUAUGUGCACAGGGUCUUGUUUUGGUGGCAUUUGUUUGUGGGUGUCUAUUAAUGAAUUGUCACAAUAUACUUUAACGAUGUACUUUGAUCACAGGUCAUUUGCCAGAAAACUUUUCCCCAUUCAGUUUACAGUAAACAUAACCAUAAGUUUGACACUUGCCCAUGAAACAUUAGCUCUUUGUAUAUAUUGCCGCAGGUGGAUUUUUAAAACAUUCAUACUUUUAGAGAAAAUGCUUAUCCAAGUUACAGAUAAAUUCUUGAGGUUGCAAAACUGUUACAUUAGUAACAUAUUUUAAAAUGCAAUAAAAAGAAAACAUUUAAACUACCAUUUGUAUAUUUUUUGAUUAUAUUUGUAGGGAAGAUCAAGCCGGUUAACACACAAAUAUUUUAAUGUUAAUUGGACUUACAACUAAUAUUAGCUGAAACACAAAAUAUUAGGUAAAGAAGCUUACAAAUGUUACAUUGGUCACUAUGGAAUUACCCAUAGGGUUUUCUUCAAGCAGGACAGCUAUGCCAACCAGCACACUGUGUAUACUUUAGCAUGUGUUGAGGCAUUCCAAAUAUUAACCCUUUGUCCUCUGCAAAGCCAAGAGUCUGCAGUGAAAUGCAACAAGCAAAGUUUCUUUCUCUGGUUGUGCUUUCAGCAUUGUUUCCAUUAUUUGUUGUUUCAAGGCCUAAUGUGUGGCAGUUCACCAUUUAUUACUGAAUAAGUUUUACUAAGGCUUUUGCACAUGAGAAACAUUAUAUGAAAUAUUAACAGAAUAAAUAGUGUUUGGAUUAAGAACACAAAAGCUGCUUUAAUGGAUAUUUAAUGGAUUUUUCCUUAGGAAGAAAAUGACUCCAUUAAUGUAUGCAGCCCGUGAUGGCCAUCCUCAAGUUGUAACUCUUCUUGCUGCUCAUGGAUCAGAAAUAAAUGCCCAGGAUGAACGUGGUUACACAGUAAGUGAGCUUUAUUCUAAGCAACAAGACGGACUUUACUUAUUUCUGAAAUGUGCUUAAUCUUGCAUCAUUCACAAUUUUCUCCCCCCCCCCCCCCGUUUUUUCAUUUGCUUUUGGAGGAGAGAAGGAAAAAUACUUUACUAAAAUGAGGGAGUGCCCGUGACACAAUCAGAUUAUUUCACAUACAUUAAGUUUUUUCUCUUUUUUAAAAAAUUAUUUUUAUUGAGAUUUUCAGUUAAACAGAAAACAAACCGAAACAAACAAUCAAAAACUAAAACAAACACUUUUAACGUUCAUUCUUUGGUACCAUCAUCUUAUUUACAUUGCGUUGGAUCACGCCUCGACUUCCUUCCUAUCCCGUUGCGGUUUUCUUGGUAUACUUCUACUCUUACAGUUUCUGUUCCAAUUAUGUACACGUCACAAGGUUUAUGUUAAGUCUCCUGUAGUUUUUCAAUUUCUACAAUUACUUUCAAUAUAUGUCACAAAUUUACUCCAUUCUUCAAUAAACUUUGUACCUUCUUGGUGUCUAAUUUUAUGUAUCAUUCUUGCUAAUUCUGUGUAUUCAAAUAAUUUUACUUGCCAAUCCAUAACCGUAGGGAUCUCUGUUGAUUUCCAUUUUUGAGCUAUCAAUACCCUGGCCGCCACCGUCGCAUAUUGAAACAAUCGCUGAUCUUCCUUUUUAAUUUCGUCAUCUAUUAUUCCUAACAAAAAUGCCUCCGGUUUUUUUGAAAAAGUAUAUCUGAAAAUUUUCUUUAAUUCGUUAUAUAUAAGCUCCCAAAAUUUUUUCAUUUCCUCACAAACCCACCACAUAUGGUAAAGGUCCCCAUCCUUCUGCUUACAUUUCCAGCAUGCUUUGUUUCCAAUUUUAUACAUUUUCCCCAAUUUUACCGGUGUGAUGUACCAUCGGUACAUCAUUUUCUCCAGAUUUUCCCUUAAUGUGACGCAUGCCAUGAACUUCAUUCCUUUAUUCCAUAGCCUCACCCACUUGUCGUACUCUGUUAUAUCCAAAAUCAAUUGCCCAUUUUACCAUCACCUCCUUUAUCAACUCAUCUUUUGUAUCCCAUUCUAACAAAAAAUUAUACAUCUUAGAUAAAAGUUUGGUUUUUCCUUCUAGAAUUUCUAUCUGAUAUUUAGAUUUUUUCUCAUUCAUCCCCAAUUUUUUAUCUUCAUUCCAAAGUGCAUUUAUCUGGUGAUAUUGUAGCCAACCUGUCAAUCUAUCUUUCAAUUCCUCAUAAGUUCUAAUCUUCCAACCUUUUUCUGUUUUUACCAAUAAAUCUUUGUAUGUUAACCUUUUCCCCUCCAUGUUCAGUUUUUUUAUUGUUAAAAUAUCUACCGGGGAUAACCACCAGGGGGUGUUUCUUUCUAGAAGUUUUUUGUUUUGUCUCCCAAACUUCGUACAGGGCUCCUUUAAAAAUAUGUUUUGAAAAACCUUUGUGAACCUUUUCUUUUUUGAGCCACAAGUAAGCAUGCCAGCCAUAUCUAUUAUUAAAGCCUUCUAAGUCCAACAAGUCCGAAUUUUCUAAAACAAUCCACUCUUUAAGCCAACAUAAACAGGAAGCUUCAUAGUAUAAUCUUAGAUUUGGCACGGAAAACCUGCCUCUUUCUCUCCGGUCUGUAAGUAGUUGAUAUUUAAUUCUUGGCCUCUUUCCCUGCCAUAUGAAUUUUGAAAGAAUUUUUUGCCAUUCCUUAAAUAUCGAAGGCCCCCUGAUUAUCGGAAUAGUCUGAAAUAGGAACAACAUUUUUGGGAGAAUAUUCAUCUUGAUUGCUGCCAUUCUUCCAGACAAUGAAAGCUUUAACCUAUUCCAUAUAUCCAAAUGCUUUUUAAUCUCUUUCCAUGUAGGUAUAUAAUUAUCACUGAUUAAAUUAAUAUUUUUCGAUGUCAACCGGAUACCUAGAUACUUUACUUUUUUAUGACUUUAAUUCCAUAUUUUUGUUCUAAUUGCUCUCUUAUACUCCUAUCCAUAUUUUUAACCAGCAUUUUAGUCUUUAUUUUGUUUAAUUUGAAACCUGAUAAUUUGGCGAAUUCCUCUAAUUGUUCCAAAACCUUACCGACGCUUGUUUGUGGUUCUUCUAAGGAUAACACCAAGUCAUCCGCAUAUGCCUUCAACUUGUACUCCUUGGUACCAAUUUUAACCCCCCGUAUCUCAUCCUGUUUGCUAUUACCUCUAACACCAUUAUGAAUAGUAAAGGGGAUAGAGGGAAGCCUUGUCUUGUUCCCUUCAUAAUAUUAAAUGAAUCUGUCAGAUUCAUUUAAGUUUUUUCUCAGUUAUGAAGAAUUCACGUGUAGUCAGGAUCCAAAGAAGGGAUAUACAACAGAAACCACAUAUAAAAUAGAUUUGCUUAUGUUUUUUUCUUUUUCUGAAGUAAUAAGCUGUUGCUGUUUUUUUAUUGGACCCUGGCUUUCUCUUCAGCCCUGGAAACUCCAUGCUGACACAGAUGGUUGAUUGAUGCAUGAUUUUUUUCCACCUUACUCUGAAGUAGUCUAUUGAUUUCAGGAAUUAAAACAGUUUCAUUAUGCUGAUGCUAGAUCGGGGUGAAUGAUAUAAUCUAACUGAAGAACAGUAUAGUAAAAUUCAGCUAAUCUAGCUGAAUUCCAUGUAAGGAAGAACACAUACUGGUGUGAAUGUUAACUUUUGCAAUCGCAGCUCUGCUCAUGGUUGGACUUUCUCAUCUCUCUUCCUGCCAGUUUCCUAUGGCUCCUGAAAAUCCACCCCAUUUCAAGGAUUGGAGACCCUCCAGAGUAGCUUGAGGUGUGGUACAAGGGACUGUAGCUGAAAGGGGGAAUCAGUCAUGUUUGACUAAGAACUUGUACAGGACAACUCUAGAUUCAAGCCACAGAGCUUUCACUUAUUUAUUUGGAAGAGUAGAAGAGAACAAACAAACAAACAAACAGUAUGUUAAGCUUGAAUAGCAGGCAGGAUUGAACCAAAUGAGACAUUGAUUCAGUGGUAAUUUAUGUUGCAAUUGCUUUCCUUAUCCAGUUUUAAAGUACAUACUACCUAAUACAGACAACUUAAUGCCUUGUUACAGGCAUUAACGUGGGCAGCACGCCAAGGUCAUAAAAAAGUAGUCUUCAAGUUGCUCGAAUUGGGAGCUGAUAAAUCAAUACAGACCAAAGAUGGACUGACAGCAGGAGAGAUUGCAAAGAGCAACAAGCAUUCAGAGGUACUAUUUUGUGUAUGGUGUCAAGACUUGAGUUGAAAUGCUUGUAUUCAUAGGUUGCUUAGCUACAUUAGAGGCAUAGUAAACAUUAGAGCUGGUAUAAUAAUUCAGUGAUAAAAAGCCUUCUAGUCUGUGAAGAGUUAAAGCUAUUCAUGUUGGCUCAUGCACCACAAAGCCAGGAAGUUGGAAACCAAAGCUGAUGCCUUAACGUGUGCUCUGAGAUCAGCAACAGUAUUAUGCAAUAUUGUACAUUGUGGUUGCUUACGCCUUGCUCUCUCUGGAUCCACACAUUUUCCUGGUCUUUCAGACCCCAUUCCAGAUGGGGACCACGGGGUGCCUGGGGCUAACAAAAAAUUCCCACCCCGCCAUGAUCCUGCAUUUUGUUUGCUAUUCUGAAUUUGGUACGGCAACAUGAAGAGAUUUCUACCACCGGGCAUUCUGCAAGAAAUCUAGGGUUGCUUUGUAACCUGAGAUGCUGGGUGAUAAAAUAUGCUGGGUGCUAUGGUAUUGCAAUUGAAAAGAAUUGUCAAGUGGAAGGGUUAAACAGCCUCUUCUAGCACACAACUUUUGUUUGCUUCACAUUGCACUUUCCCAACACUAUUAAACAACAGAAAAAAUGUGAGGGCUCAUGUUUGUGAGCUCAGUUGUCUGCCUUGAUGUUCUAUGUAAGUCCUUGUGAUUACCUUUUCGGGGCAAAAGGAGGAGUGACAUUGGCCUACAAAUGCACUGACAUGCAAGCAGUGAAUUAAUUCCUACCUGUUCAGAUUCAAUAUGUUCAUCACCUCCACACUGCCAAAAUUGCACCUUUUCUUGAUGCUUCUGUAUCUAUGAAACGGGAUUAUUUUCAAAACCUUUUCUCAGUUUUAUGUGCACAUGAUCUCUCACUCUACAUUCUGCACUGCACUCUAGAAUGUUACGACAGUUACAUGCAGCAAAUUUUAAAGUGAAGUUUAUGUUGAGACUUGAGUUCACUUCCCUUCUAUCGGGCACACAGUCGGCAUGCACUCGUGUUGCCUCUUACUAAGUAAAGCUCUUCUGAUUUUCUGUUUAAAAAGAUGGUUCGAUUCUUAGGUUCAUAGAAUUGUAGAAUUGGAAGGGACCUCAACCCUCUGCAAUGCAGUAUAAUACAGGAUGCGUCUUUUAAACGAGGCUCCGUGGAACAUGUGUACUCUGUAUCCACAGAGCCUCUUUUAAAGGACUAAGCCUAUAUAAAAGUGGCAAGGUUUGAACCAUGCCCCUUUAAUUUAAUAUUAGUAUGGUGCAAGUAGUCAUACAGUGCAUGUAGUUGCAUUUCAGCAACAUCAUCUGUAAGACAGACCUUGCUGGUUCUUCUGCCUUCUGUUUUUUAAACAUGCUCUGCCACUUAGUAGUAAUUUCUGAAAUUGCUGUAUAUCUUCAUUCAGAUUUAUGCUUGAGUAAUAUUUCUACCUGUGACAAUCUGAAUUUAUUUCUACUGAUGUGCUAAUUUGGAAAAAGAAACUAGGGUCAACUGCCACAACACAAAGAGGAACAACAUUUGAAGCUGAACAUACUUAGAAGAUUAAUACUGAAAACAUACUGUACACACUUGAUAGAAAAGUGACUUGCUCCAUUUAAAGUAAAAUAAGGCAGCUGAGGGACAGCACACAUCAUUGUCAGUAAAAAAGACUUAGGAGCAAGCAAAAGGAGAUCAGGCGGGGAUGAGGGAAGAAGCAGUCACGGAGAUCAGGCAGGUGGGGUGUGUGCAGAUCAGGUGUGGAGAUGAGGGAAGGAGCAGCCGCUGAGGUAGGAUGGGUGAGGGGAGGAGAGGAAGCAGACUCACCAUUGCAUGGUUUAGGUGAGAGGGGUUGGGGGGAUGCAUCAAGCCACUGUCAGUAGGACAGCCAGUGGUGGCAGCCAACAAAGAUGUAUGUCCCCUGCUGACUGAAAAGAGCUGCUCUGUCUCAGUGCCAGGGGAGCGUAGUGCCAUGGGGCCUUGAAGUGAGGGCAAUCAGCUGCCCUGUUCUCUGUCAGCAUGAGGGGAAGGCAGCGCCUUGCAAUUAGCUGCCCUGUUUUCCCUCAGCAUGAGGGAAGGCAGCUCAGAUCAGCAGCGUUAUCACAGAGGUCACUGUGUGGUAUGAGCAGCGCCUUGAAAUCGGCUGCCUUGUUCCCCUUCACAUGAGGAGCAAUGCAUUGCUGUGUAUUGCCAUGUCAAAAUCAUCAUUGCAGUGUAAUUUCAAAACUGUUUUUGGCUAAUAUAUUGAAAAAUUGCACAGCACUAAAACAGACCAUAAAAUUUGUGAUAUUACCAUUCAAAAAUGGCAAAAAUUUAGUUGGGGAGGCAAGGGAUGGGACUGUGAACCCCCAGGUGCGUUCUGUGGACCCCCAAGAGUCCCCAGACCCCUAAUUGGGAACCGCUGGAGUCUUAACAAGAUAGCCGAGUAGAAAAUUUUCUGCACAUUCUCACUAUUUUAUAUCUGAAUUUCCAGUUGGACUUAACAGUGUAACAGACCUAUUAGUAGUAGUUAUAGGUAGGUAGCCGUGUUGGUCUGCCGUAGUCGAAACAAAAUAACAUAAAUAAAUAAAAAAUUCCCUCCAGUAGCACCUUAGAGACCAACUAAGUUAGUUAUUGGCAUGAGCUUUCGUAUCUGAAGAAGUGUGCAUGCCCACGAAAGCUCAUACCAAUAACUAACUUAGUUGGUCUCUAAGCUGCUACUGGAAGGAAUUUUUGUUUUGUUUUGUUUUGUUUAGACCUAUUAGUAAACAUGAAGAACAAUCUGUCCCUUGAUAUAAUAUUAACAAUUUAUUUUUAAUUAUUCUCUUAGCUUUUUAGCUUACUUUCAUUGAGUAAACACCCUUUCCAAGAAAGAUUCAACAACCUGACUAAAGAAGAGGCUAUUCACAAACUUCUGAAAGCAGUUCCCAAUACAUUUAAAAGCCAGAAAACCAGGUAAAAAAUAGUGAAUACUAAUGUAUUUAACUUUGAAAGUAUUCUGCAAUGAAAACUUUGUCCAUUGGACAGUUUAAACACAGUACAGUACACCGUUUAAACACUUAAUUUAGUUCCCUUUAAAAGCACUUCCAUUUAAAACACAUACUAAAAUUCAAGCUGCAGUCUCUUAGAGCUGCUCUGUUGUUAGAGAGAAGUUCCAGCAGUUAUAUAGCCAUUUGUAUGCCCAUAAAAUGUUUCAGGGUCAUAGAUGUACACUGUUGGUGGGAUGGGUAUCUUUGGCGGGGAGGGGGAGAGGAAUGAUUGAUUCAAGGGCAAGCUUGGCUCUGCAAGAUCCAAGGCCCCUUCAUUCCCCCAACACCUUCCCCUCUCAAAAAGUACGGAAAUUGUUGGAAAUUGCAUAGCUGUUGUCAAUUGGGAGGGAAAUGUGGCUGGAAAUUAGAAUGUAGGUGAUGGGAAACCACCCUAGCUGCUUUGAACUGGCAGGGCAUAGAUUGCCACCAUGGAUUUUGUUUCUUCCGCUGACCUUCCCAAGAGUGCUCUGCUAGUUGAACUUUUUUAUCUGUAGGAUACUGUAAGGUAUUUGUGUAUUGGACUUAGAGUUCACUCAUUCCUUUGCCUCUAAGCAGCUAUAAAAACCAGCUGAUCAGGAAAAUAUUUUUAUUCUUUUAGCAGAGAUAUAAAUAAUAACAUGUAUUUGCUUUUUAAAACUUAUGGUGCGAUUAAAAAGACCCAUUGCAUGAAGGAUGCGCAAAUUAGCUAUUGAUAAGGGGUUUUUUUGCCUCUGCAUUUUUAUACUAGAACUGAAUUUAAAUCAAUAUUUUUAAUCAAUAUUUGAAAGGCAGCAACAGAAUAUGUGUCAUUUUAUUUCUUAGAUUUGCUCCUGUUAUUUAUACUUUUAUAAUAAUCAACCAAUAUAUUUAUAGUUCUUAUUCAGCCUUUGGUGACCUGGAGGUGUUUUUACAAGGCCUUGAGCUUGAACACUUAACAGAGGUCCUGAAGGUAAGCUUUGAAAGCUCUGAAAACGUAUAUGGAUAAUGGCCUUGGAUCUAAUAGCGUCACGGGGCCUCUGGAUUGGGUACUGACUCCAGGUUGAUUGUGAGAUAGGAGCAAGGAAAAUGGGCAAUUAGAUUUUUGCUCCUGAUUGACCAAAGCAGUCAUGUCAACUUUAGCUCUCAUUCUUCCUACUUCUACUCAGGGUAGUUUCUUGCAUUUUAUUAAAGCUAUGAGAUAUGAGGUGGUGUCCAGUUGGGUUGUGUCUCCCUGACAGAAGGUACCAGUCAACAGAAUGAAAAAGGAUGCAAUUUUUGGCUAUUUCCCCCACCCACUUGCUCCCUCUUCAGAGCAGGUUUGGGGUGGGGGAGAGUGUGAGGUUGCAAGGGGAGGAAGAAAUAGCCAAAAAAGUCUUCCUCUCUGUUGUCCUAUUUUGGAGAAUGUGCAUUUAGGCUUCAGUACUACAGUGGUGCCCCGCAAGACGAACGCCUCGCAAGACGGAAAACCCGCUAGACGAAAGGGUUUUCCGUUUUGGAGGCGCUUCGCAAAACGAAUUUCCCUAUGGGCUUGCUUCGCAAGACGAAAGCCCAUAGGGAAAUCUCCGGGACCUCUUUUAAAUGCUAGCGGUGGGGAGCAAAGCCUUCCCCCCUCCGGCCUUCAGAAGAGGUCCAGGAAGGCUGGCGGGGGCCGAAGGCUUUGCUCCCCACCGCCAGCAUUUUAAAAGCAGUCCGGGAUAGCAGGGAGCGCUUCCCGCUAUCCCGGACGGCUUUUGAAGGCAGGAGAGGUCCGCGAAGCCUGGGCGCGCUGAUCUCAGCGCGCGCAGGCUUCGGCAUGCCGGCAACUCGCCGCAAGCAGCGGCAGCGCUGCCGCUGCUCGCGGAGAGGUCCGCGAAGCCUGGGCGCGCUGAUCUCAGCGCGCGCAGGCUUCGGCAUGCCGGCAACUCUCCGCAAGCAGCGGCAGCGCUGCCGCGGCUCGCGGAGAGGUCCGCGAAGCCGGGGCGCGCUGAUCUCAGCGCGCGCAGGCUUCGGCAUGCCGGCCACUCUCCGCCAGCAGCGGCAGUGCUGCCGCUGCUUGCGGAGAGGUCCGCGAAGCCUUGGCUGGACAGCUUUGGGAAGGCAGGCAGGGGGGACAAAGACUUUUGCCCCCCGCCAGCCUUCAGAAGAGGUCCAGGACCUCUUCUGAAGGCUGGCGGGGGCAAAAGUCUUUGUCCCCCUGCCUGCCUUCCCAGGGGCUUUAAAUUGCCCCGGACAGCGGAGAAGUCCUCCGCUGUCCCGGGCAAUCUUAGAAUGCCGCCCGCCAGCAUUUUAAGAUCGCCCCGGACAGCGGAGAAGCCCUCCGCUGUCCCGGGUUUUUAAAUGCUGGGGUGGAGUGGGAAGAAAAGCCCUUGUCCCCCCAGCCUUCAGAAGAGGUCGGGGGACAGACUGUCCCCGGACCUGGUCUGAAGUCGGUUUCCUAGGAACGCAUUAAUUGAUUUUCAAUGCAUUCCUAUGGGAAACCGUGCAUCGCAAGACGAAAAACUCGCAAGAAGAAAAAACUUGCGGAACGAAUUAAUUUCGUCUUGCGAGGCACCACUGUACACCCACUUGAGGCACAUUGAACUUAUGACUGAAAAGAUACGUUGUAGGAUUGUGCAGAAUAUUAACCUAGAUUUGUGCUUUAUGUUUUAUCCACUGUAAAUAUCCUUAAAAGGUUUUGAUAUUUUGUUGGGUUUAUUGACCUGGGUGAAGGCAUAUGGGAGGGUGGAUUAUUACAUUCUGAUUUACAGUGUUUCCUCUGAUAAAAUAUUUUUGUUUCAUACAGGAGGGAGAAAUUGGUUUAAGGGAGCUUUUGACCAUGGAAAACAAGGACUUUACACAGGUUGGCUUAAUGCAGAUGUUUCUAAUUUUUCACAUCACACAUUUUUAAUAUUGAUGUACAUUUUAAUUCGUGAGAAUAGUGAUGGUGCAGAAACUGCCUUCUUGUCUGAUGGACCCAUUAUUGGUCUCAUCUACACAAUCUGCCGGAGCCUGUCUUCUCAUGUAGUGGGAAUUCCUAACUCACCUAGGGUUUGAGACCCAUCAGCUUGCCUCAUCUGGUUUAGCUGGCCAGUCGAAGCCGCUUCAGGGGUGUGGCUGCUGUCGCAUGUUAGCAGCUUGUAGGAGCCACAGGUGAGAGCUGAGUGCAGGGUAGGGACCAAAGCUACCCCAGAAGGAGAGCGAUGUGGUCCCCCUCUAGAGGUACCACCCUUCCCCUUAUACCCCAUACACCCCAAGGGAAGUGGGGGCAUAUGAGGCUUGUCAACCUGGGAAGGUAGCCCAUCUAGGAGAAGGAAAACUCUGAUCCUAAACCUCCGCUGUCUUGUGUGAUACCUUUGGGUUUAGAAAAAUUCUAAGGAGUAAACCCUACCCAAAUAUGUAGUGGAGUCCCUAAGAAGGUUGGAUGGUGUCUUGUAUGCUUCUUUCCGGCAACUCCUGUAGCCAAGCUGGUGCUUUCCUUUGGACCACAUCAGCGAGCCUGAUAGGAAGGUCAUUGCCUGGGCAGCCCAGGACCUCCAUACACACUGCCUAGGCUUGCACCCCAGGGAGGUCACUUCAGUGCUGCUAAUGCAGCCGUUUGACCUCACCCCCUCCAUUGUCUCUCGGGGCAGAUGGAUGCCAACAUCAAAUGUGAUGGCAUUUGUGCAAGGAGGUACUUUGAAUUCCUUUUUGGUGUUCCCUUCAGGGAAGAAAUCAUCUUGUCUACAUGGUGUAACAUAAAUCAGUACAGUGGUACCUCGGGUUAAGUACUUAAUUCGUUCUGGAGGUCCGUUCUUAACCUGAAACUGUUCUUAACCCAUGGUACCUCGGGUUACAUACGCUUCAGGUUACAGACUCUGCUAACCCAGAAAUAUUACCUCGGGUUAAGAACUUUGCUUCAGGAUGAGAACAGAAAUCGUGCUGCAGCAGCGUGGCGGCAGCAGGAGGCCCCAUUAGCUAAAGUGGUGCUUCAGGUUAAGAACAGUUUCAGGUUAAGAACAGACCUCCGGAACAAAUUAAGUACUUAACCCGAGGUACCACUGUAUUAGCGCAUAACCAUGUGCUUAAGUGUUCAUCUAUAAACAAUUUUAUAACUACAAGGUUAUAAAGCUCUCUGUUAAUUGUUUGGAAAUAAUAUGAGCUGAAUGGUGAAUAUGAAUUCAACCAAGGAAUUUCAGGUGUUACCUGGAAAAGAGGCUUAGGGAGCAAUCCAACCCCCCAUUGACAAGUUUGGUGUGGAGUGGUUGGAUUAGUCAGACACUAACGUCACUGCAAAGGCAGAGCUCGCCUUCUGCCUGCCAAACAUACAAGGGGGUAGAAGUGCUUUAGGUAGGAUCCUCAGCAGCAGAAAGCCCCCAAAUAGGGUGUUCCGAGGGGGAGUGGCUAGACCAGUCCUGCUGCUACAUCGUGUGACUUCAUCAAGGCUAAUGUGGGCCCGAAUGCUGUACCAGCCGCAGGCAUGCCCACCUACUCACUAUGGCCUCUGUGCACAGCAGGGCUGCAGGUGUAUUGGUCCUGUCUCCGGCCAGCCAAAUCCACCAACCAGGCACAAAGAGGGUUUGGAUUCCAGUGCCUUUUACAAAAAGAUUCCCCCCCCAAUCAAAUCACUUCAUCAAAAGACCAAGCAGAUGCUUCUUGUUUUGUGUAGUAGUUGAGUUUUUUCUUUGGAAAUUAGUUGAAGUUUUAACUUACAGCUUGAAAUUACAAAUAAAUACCUUGGAAGAUAUGGAUUUGCCCUAUAUGUAUAACAUUUAUUGAACCUAGCUUGGUGAGAUUGUAAUACAGUUAGAGGAUGCUCAGCCCUAAGAUACUGAAACUUGUUCUUCCAUGAUGUAGCCUUCAUCGACUUAAUACCAAGCUUUUUUAGUUUUUAAAAUCCUGUUUUAUUCUAAAUUUCUCUGUUUAGAUAUUGUGAUUUUUUUUUUGUUUUAGCUUGGAAUUACAAAUACCAGAGAUCAGCAGAAAAUCUUAGGUGCUGUUAAAGAAGUGCAGAUAGAAAAAGUAAAGUUGGAAGAGUUGUCCAGAGUCGUGAAUUUGGAACUCAGGUAAAGCAGAUUGAUGGAAAUACAAACACACACACUCUUUCGUAGUAGUACAGGCGACAAGCAUGUGUUGUGUUCCAGAACCCUGCUCACAUAAGUGAAAAUUGCGUAAGUGGGGAGCACUCUCUAAACACCCUUUAAAUGCCCUCUAUGUAGCAUUCUGUCCAAUUCAGAUAGUAAAUACCGUACAAAAAAUAUCCAUAACUAGAAUUGAAGCGGGCAGGCAGGAGGCUGGAGGACAUGCAGGAAAGCAGUUGCUGCUGCUGUGAUACUGCACGCACCAGCUGUUAUUUGGGGAAGCUGCGCAGCCUGAACAAAGCCUCCCUGCGCCUUCAGUCUCUUCCCUGCCCUCACUGAAGUCCUCUUCAGACUCUGGAGUGUCUCCUUGCGAGCCAUGAAGACUCUUUAGCUCUCUCCCUCCAUUUCUUGGUGUGGAUUACAUUAUUUAAUUCUUUCCCAGCACUGCGCAUAUGUGCAGUUGCACACAUGGGUGUGUGUGUGCCUGUAGUUGAUUGGUUUUAUUUUUCUGUGGCACCAUGGCCAUUACAAAACAUACUGCUGGGACAAAUACCUACAAACACAAAUGAGUAGUGAAUCUAAACUCCUGCUGGGACAGACACAAGGUGAGCGAAAUAUAGGAGGGUGGAAACACAUCAAAAUCCUUGCUGUGGGUGUGGGAAAUGUAAUAUUACAGCCCCCCAGAUUUGUACAGUUGUAAAGUUCCCCAGCGGCAGCCAUAGAAUGAUGAGUUUGGUCAUAUAGUUAUUCCUCAUUUUAAGAGCAAAUCUACUGUUUGCAUACCUGUUUCACCUUACUUCUGUUUUUAAAAUUACUACGUGUUAGAGCAGGGAUGAGGAGCCUCAAGCCCAGUAACUCUAUCCAGCCCUCGGGAUUCUUUCUUUGGGAAAAGGCUGUGCCCAUCUGGUUACCUUCCCUUUGCUCAGGCCAUGUCUCUAACCAGCCUUGCUGUGAUCACACCUCAUAUGCUUUUUUUAAAAUAAGUUUUUAUUGAUUUUCUUUUCUAUCAUUACAAACACCUCAUGUGCUUUUUGGCUGGCUAGAAUGCAUCCUUGAACUGUGAGAGAUGUGUGGGUUUAGGAUGUAGAGCGUUUUGUGUGUGUAUGGAAACCUCUGGCUUGUGUGGCUAGAAUAUAACCUUUACAAAGGGUAAGAGUUAUGCCCCCUUUUUGCCUCUGGCUAUACCCACUGCCAGCAUGUGGCCCCCUAGAGGCACCUAUGAGGGAGUGUGGCCCUUGGGCUAAAAAGUGUUCCCCACCCCUGAAAUAGAGUAUUAACUGUUUCUGUAUAACUGAGUAUGUAACUAUUGUCUCACUUCAUUUUUACAGUGGUGACGAGUUUCUUUCUUUCCUUGUGAAACUAAACAAACAGUGUAUGCACCUUACAGCUGCUGUGCAGAGUGCGGUUAAUCAGUUCCCUACAGAUGCUCACAAGGUGAGCAUAUGGUACUGUUAAUAUUUUUUUAAUAUAAAAUAGCAAACAUAUGCUUACAGUAUAUGUGACCAAAAUGGAUCUAUAAUAUAUUGAAGGUCCACUUUAGAUUUAAGCCUGACAUAAUUAUAGUCCUCUUUAAACAAGCCCUCUUCUGUUUAAAGCAAUGAAACACAGUUAGAGAAGCAACUUUCUCUUUUUACGUUUGGUGCUGGAGGUAUCCCGCAGUGGGUCAAUGCCCCUUCAUCUAGCCCAUAAUACGAAGUUCUAAUACUUAACUCCAAGAGUUGCAGCGCUCGUGGGAGCAGCACACUUACUGUACUUGGCUCUUCCUAGUUAAAGAGCUUCACCUACUGCUUGACUUCCAUUCUCACUUUAAAUUAUUCCUUAGAGGAGCCAGCAUGCUAAACCAACACAUAUAACAGCUUUCCCUUACUGGAAUCUGCAUAGUCAUUUGAACAGCUGAGGACUCUAAUACUGAGACUCAUAUCCCUAAAGAUAGAGUUCCUGGUGGCCAUCAAAUCAGCCAGAAGGGUAUUGGAAUUCACCUUUCCCAGCUAUGCAAUUGAACCCUUCUUUUAUCUCCUAGAUCAGGCAUCCCCAACCUGCGGCCCUCUAGAUGUUUUGGCCUACAACUCCCAUGAUCCCUAGCUAACAGGAGCAGUGGUCUGGGAUAGUGGGAAUUGUAGUCCAAAACAUCUGGAGGGGCGAAGGUUGGGGAUGCCUGUCCUAGAUAAAGGCCCUAUUUCAUAGGUUACAGGAGUUAAGCUCUUGUUCCAAGUCUUCCCAUCCCUCUGAGCAGGCUGGACUUGUAUAGAGAGCGUAUUAAACGUAUUGUUUGUUUCAGACACUGCAACCUUACAUAUUUUCACUCCAAAUCCCCAAGAGAAAAGAGUUGCCCAUACAUAACACCUGCCAACACUGCUACAUAUCAUAGCUCACUUCUCCAGAGCAAUAGGGACAUCCACAGCUCUUUCCGCAAUCACCUCUGUCAGAGGUAUGUCAGCCCACCACAGUGGUUCACAGCUAGUACAUUUAGUGAGCAGUACAAAAUACUGUAGACUGCACCAUGGCAGACUUUGGGAGGAGAGUGUUCCAGCAUGUUCUCCCAACUUCCUAAAUCAGCUGCUUCCCCCUUAGAAUGCAGCUAGGAAUCAACCAAAUGUUUAAUAUCUCCUAUGACAAACAUAGAAUGGAGCAUUGGCUACUCACCAAGAUGGUUCUUUCUGGUUUGACAUAUGGAAGUAUCCAAGAUUAGUCUAUGUUCUCAGUGGCUGAUAUAAACAAAACACGACACUGGUAUUGGGCCUAACCUGGCACUAUUUUUAACACAUUCAUAGGGCCAGCAUUGAUUUACCCAUUGCAGUUUGCAGCAUUAGACUUCUUUUGAGGGUCACUUGAUUCCUUGUCUUCCUGAGCCAGUGCAAAUAUAUUAAUCCAUACUAAGUCAUUGCUGGAAUACCUCUGUACACAUCAGAGAACUCUUGUAGGGCACAACCAAUUUUCCAUUCCAUAUUUGUUCAAAUAAUUGUUAAUUUACUGUUUUGCCAUUAUAACAGACAGAUGGUAUUAAGAUAUGUUCGCAAUGAUACCAGUAAACGCCCCCCCCCGAAAACCAACUAACAAAAAACAUGCUUUGUGUAGCUGAUCAGAAAAAUGCUGCUCUAGUUGUGUAUAAACUACAUUUCAGAUAAGUAAUGUUAUAUUUCUUGUUAGUUGGUUCUUGAAUGGAGUCCACCUCAGAAGCUUGCUAAUGUUUGUGGGAAGCUUGUUUCCAGUGCUGAGGAUCUGACUGGAGAAGCUACCAAACUGAAAAGCCUCAUGGAAAAGGUAUGCAUGUUGUAAGACACAUAAUGCAUUCAAAACCAUUACCAAAAUAUGGGCAACUUUUCUAGUACAUGUUGAUUCACGCAGUGUGAUAAACCAUAAGAUUGCCAUUGAAUAGUAUAUUUGAAUUGUAGAUCAAAUGUUUGUCAAUCCCAAUCAUCAAUAUAGGAGGGGGGGGAAUAGUGGAAAGGGAUAGAAAUGAGGGUCAUUAUUACCAUAUUUUUUGCUCUAUAAGAUGCACCAGACCAUAAGACGCACCUAGUUUUUGGAGGAGGAAAACAAGAAAAAAAAAAUUCUGAAUCUCAGAAGCCAGAACAGCAAGAGGGAUAGCUGUGCAGUGAAAGCAGCAAUCCCUCUUGCUGUUCUGGCUUCUGGGAUAGCUGUGCAGCCUGCAUUCACUCCAUAAGACGCACACACAUUUCCCCUUACUUUUUAGAAGGGGAAAAGUGAGUCCUAUAAAGCAAAAAAUACGGUAAAUAUAAUUGGCUUAUUUUGAAAUCUGGAAGUUUCACAAACCUGUGCUCUGAAUUGCUGGAGGGCUGCUCAUAGCAAAAGUCCAUUAUCGUAUAGUUCCCGUUGUGCGCCUUGAAUUGAUAAUUUGGUUUAUAUUUUAUAGGUCCCUUAAAGCACAAAUUGUUAAUUACAUGAGGGUUUAAUCAGCAAAAUUUUAAUGCUGUUUGGAGGGGGGGACUUUUGAAAGCUUUCUCUUUCGGUUUUAGUUCAUUAAGGUUUGUCCUGCUAUUGGUUGUGACAAAUUGCCUAUUAGUGUUUAAACUCAAAUUUCCAACAAGCCAAAACAUGAUUCUUGAAGAAAGUUGGUGUGUAGGUGGGUAGAAGUGGAAGCAUGUGGAAGUUGGAAGCUAAGUGCAUCUUUUUACCCCUCCAUCCUGCCAGGUUGUUUUGGUUUUUCAUUUGAGAAUUGAGACUGAGAAAGUUGUUCCUAUGGCUUCAGUAUCUGCAGAGCAAACUUAAAACUAUCUAAAGAGCAGAUGGAACUGCAUUAGCAUGAUAGUAGUUUAGAUGGCAUGAGUGGACAAAUCCCACAAGAAGGGAAGAAAUAGUUUGGUUACUGAAUGGUUCUUUUUGCCUGGACUCUGGCAUUUUGUGUAUUGUAUGUUUGCUUAUUCUCUCUUGGUUGUUUGUAAUUAUUUAAUUUGCUGUAAUUAUCGGAGGUGAUUUUGUUUUAUUGUUUUGUUAUCAUGUAGCAACAUGUGAAAAUGGUUUGUGAAGUUUUGUUAAUUUGUUUUUAGUUGUACUUUGAAUUGUUACAUAAUGGCAAGGCUGUAAUUUUGCCAUUACUAUGGGUUGUAAAUUUCUGAGUACAGCAGAGCUUUCCAAACUUUUCAUGUUGGUGACACGCUUUUUAGACGUGCAUCAUUUCGCAGCACAGUUUUACUAGCAAAUUGGAGGUUAAACUAACCCUUCCAGCCCUGGGAGCAGCGUGGGGAGUGUUCAUGCGACACACCUACACACUGCAACUGACAUACUAAUGUGUCGUGACACAGUUUGGAAAGCUCUGGAGUACAGUAAUGUAGGAAUACAAUAUUCAAAUAAAAAAUGAAUUGGUUGUAACCACAAUUCUGGGUCCAAACAACAUAGCAAACUGGGGCAAGCGAGACCCAAGAGUAAAAGUCAAGAGUAAUCUUCUGGCUGCUCCAGGGAGGGGAACACCCAAACCCAAGGCUCACUGCAUCUUGGGUUUGUUGCAGUAAGUUAUUGUUUAGAUUUGAGAGCAGCCUCUGCAUAUAUAUGCACUGCUAUUGUUUAAACCACAUUCUUAGAAGUAUAAAUUUCUAAAUUUAAAGUAUAGUGUACUGUGGUGUAGACAUCUAACAUUCUCUUUUCACCCAACUCCAUGUAUUUUAUCAGCUUCAUGACGGACAGAAAGAUGAUCCUUGCCGAAUACAACCUUGGGUGGAAAAACGCUGGUGGAAGAAGCCUUUUGUUAAAAUAGUAGCAGUAACGUUGGUUGGGUCUGGUUGUGCCAUCUUUAUCAUGAAGUUAACUUUAAGGAAGAGCUGAGCUGGGAGUCAUACAUAAAACAACUUUUAAAUAUAUUUUCCAACAUCUUGAAGUACAGCUAAAUCUGUUAUUUGUAUUAACUUUCAUGGUUUCAGGAGUGUCAGUUUUAUAAUAGUAAAAGCAUUGUAAUUUCCA